AUGGAAGCUGAAGCCAGUUUCUCCGCAAUUGCUCCGGCAGUGUUCGACAGAGAUAACUACCAGAUUUGGGCAGUACGUAUGGAGACAUACUUGGAAGCUUUAGAUCUUUGGGAAGCAGUGGAAGAAGACUAUGAAAUUCCUGCACUUCCAAACAAUCCCACCAUGGCACAGAUUAAAGCACAGAAAGAAAAGAAGACAAAGAAAUCAAAAGCAAAGGCCUGCUUGUUUGCUGUAGUCUCAUCCAUCAUCUUCACUCAUAUCAUGUCUCUGAAGUCAGCAAAAGAGAUAUGGGAUUAUCUCAAGAAUGAAUAUGAAGGAGAUGAAAGAAUUAAAGGGAUGCAAAUCCUUAACUUGAUUAGGGAAUUUGAACUUCAAAGAAUGAAGGACUCCGAGACGAUCAAAGAUUACUCCGAUAAGUUUUUGAGUAUCGCAAAUAAAGUAAGGCUUCUUGGAUCUGAAUUUACUGACUCAAAAAUUGUAGAAAAAAUUCUUGUUACAGUUCCUGAAAGAUAUGAAGCAACCAUCACUGCCUUGGAGAAUACAAAGGAUUUGUCAAAAAUUUCCUUAACAGAAUUGCUUAAUGCUUUGCAAGCACAAGAACAAAGAAGACUGAUGAGGGAAGAUACAACAAUUGAAGGAGCUUUGGCAGUCAAGCAUCAAAAUGUGGCCAAAAGCAAAAGAAAGAAGAAAAAGGAUUUUGAAGGAAAUGGGGCAAGUACUGCAUCAACCAAUGCAAAAGAAAAAAAUAAAAAUCAAAAGAAAUCCUAUUCACCUUGCCAACAUUAUGGAAAGAAGGGUCAUCCUCCAUUUAGAUGCUGGAGAAGACCUGAUGCUAAAUGCACUAAAUAUGCAAAGAUUGCUGAUCAAGAGGAGGAAGAUCACCUGUUCGUAGCUACAUGUUUCUCUGGCAUCGAAUCAAGUAAAAAUUGGCUUAUAGAUAGUGGUUGUACUAACCACAUGACACAUGACAAGGAUCUAUUCAGGGAACUAAGCAACGCAAACUCAUCGAAAGUUUGA
Molecule: messenger RNA, 1017 nt
Organism: Durio zibethinus
Lineage: Eukaryota; Viridiplantae; Streptophyta; Magnoliopsida; Malvales; Malvaceae
Source: RefSeq, a predicted model, not a curated record